This is a messenger RNA of Callithrix jacchus (white-tufted-ear marmoset), 4712 nucleotides long. It is a transcript of the gene RECQL5, whose product is annotated as RecQ like helicase 5. Gene Ontology annotation, biological process: double-strand break repair via homologous recombination; regulation of DNA-templated transcription. Gene Ontology annotation, molecular function: ATP binding; nucleic acid binding; 3'-5' DNA helicase activity. The record is from RefSeq and is a predicted model, not a curated record. Lineage: Eukaryota; Metazoa; Chordata; Mammalia; Primates; Cebidae. Gene Ontology annotation, cellular component: nucleus; cytoplasm; chromosome.
UUCUUGGCUAAGAUGAGCACCCACCACACCUCCUUUCCUUUUGACCCUGAGCCGCGAGUCCGGAGUACGUUGAAGAAGGUCUUUGGGUUUGACUCUUUUAAGACGCCUUUACAGGAGAGUGCGACCAUGGCUGUAGUAAAAGGUAACACUGACGUCUUUGUAUGCAUGCCCACAGGGGCAGGAAAAUCCCUGUGCUAUCAGCUACCUGCACUGUUGGCCGAGGGCAUCACCAUUGUAGUCUCUCCUCUCAUUGCUUUGAUUCAGGACCAAGUGGACCACUUGCUAGCCCUAAAGGUACGAGUAAGUUCCCUGAACUCGAAGCUCUCUGCACAGGAAAGGAAGGAACUGCUUGCUGACCUGAAGCAAGAAAAGCCCCAGACCAAGAUUCUGUACAUCACCCCGGAAAUGGCAGCUUCAUCCUCCUUCCAGCCCACCCUGAACUCCCUGGUGUCCCGCUACCUGCUGUCUUACUUGGUGGUGGAUGAAGCUCAUUGUGUUUCCCAAUGGGGGCAUGACUUUCGUCCUGACUACUUGCGUCUGGGUGCCCUGCGCUCCCGCCUAGGACAUGCCCCGUGUGUGGCUCUGACUGCCACAGCCACCCCACAGGUCCAAGAGGACGUGUUUGCUGCCCUGCACCUGAAGCAACCAGUUGCCAUCUUCAAGACUCCCUGCUUCCGGGCCAAUCUCUUCUAUGAUGUGCAAUUCAAGGAACUGAUUUCUGAUCCCUAUGGGAACCUGAAGGACUUCUGCCUUAAGGCACUUGGACAGAAGGCUGAUAAAGGGUUGUCUGGCUGCGGCAUUGUCUACUGCAGGACUAGAGAGGCUUGUGAACAGCUGGCAAUAGAGCUUAGCUGCAGGGGCGUGAACGCCAAGGCUUACCAUGCAGGGCUGAAGGUUUCUGAAAGAAUGCUGGUGCAGAACGAGUGGAUGGAGGAGAAGGUCCCUGUAAUUGUUGCAACCAUUAGUUUUGGGAUGGGAGUGGAUAAAGCCAACGUCAGGUUUGUUGCCCAUUGGAAUAUUGCCAAGUCUAUGGCUGGGUACUACCAGGAAUCUGGCCGAGCCGGCAGGGACGGGAAACCUUCCUGGUGCCGUCUCUAUUACUCCAGGAAUGACCGGGACCAAGUCAGCUUCCUGAUUAGGAAGGAAGUAGCCAAACUCCAGGAAAAGAGAGGGAACAAAGCAUCUGAUAAAGCCAGUAUCAUGGCCUUUGAUGCCCUGGUGACCUUCUGUGAAGAACUGGGGUGCCGCCAUGCCGCCAUUUCCAAGUACUUCGGGGAUGCACCGCCUGCCUGUGCUAAAGGCUGCGACCACUGCCAGAACCCUACGGCCGUGCGGAGGCAGCUGGAGGCCUUGGAGCGCAGCAGCACCUGGAGCAAGACCUGCAUCGGGCCCUCCCAGGGGAAUGGCUUUGACCCUGAGCUGUACGAGGGAGGCCGCAAGGGCUACGGGGGCUUCAGCAGGUACGAUGAAGGUUCUGGAGGCAGCGGGGACGAGGGCAGAGAUGAGGCUCACAAGCGGGAGUGGAACCUCUUCUAUCAGAAGCAGAUGCAGCUGCGCAAGGGUAAAGACCCCAAGAUAGAAGAAUUUAUACCUCCAGAUGAGAACUGUCCCCUGAAAGAGGCUUCUAGCAGGAGGAUCCCCAGGCUGACUGUGAAGGCGCGGGAGCACUGCCUGGGGCUUCUAGAGGAGGCACUGAGUAGUAACCGCCAGUCCACGCAUACCACUGAUGGAGCUGACCUCCGAGCCCAGGCCGUGGAGCUGGAACACGAGAUCUUCCGGAACACUAAGGUGGCCAACCUAUACAAGGCCAGCGUGCUGAAGAAGCUAGCCGAGAUUCACAGAGCCUCCAAGGAUGGGCAACCUUAUGACGUGGGAGGCAGUGCCAAGAGCUGCAGUGCCCAGGCUGAGCCCCCAGAGCCCAACGAGUAUGACAUUCCACCAGCCUCCCAUGUGUACUCGCUCAAACCCAAGCGGGUGGGAGUUGGUUUUCCCAAAGGCUCUUGCCUGUUCCAGACAGCCAUGGAACUGAUGGAGACAACUCAAAUCAGGGAGCAAGCCCCACGGCCUGAGCGGGCAGGCGAGCACGAGCCCCCAAGCCCACCCUGUGGCCUCCUGGAUGGGGACAGGAGUGAGCCCCUUCCUGGACCCAUAGGGGAGGUCCCUGGAGGCAGCGCUCACUGUGGGGGGCCCUCCCCUGAGAAGAAGGCAAAAAGUUCCUCCAGGGGCAGUUCCCUUGCCAAGGGCCGGGCCAGCAAGAAACAGCAGCUCCUAGCCGCGUCAGCCCACAAGGAUUCUCAGAGCAUCGCCCGCUUCUGCCAAAGGGUUGAAAGCCCAGCUCUGCUGGCAUCAGCCCCAGAGGCAGAAGGUGCCCACCCCUCCUGUGAGGGGGUUCAGGGACCCCCAAUGGCCCCAAAGACGUGCACAGGGGAGGAAGAUGGAGCCGGGGAACAUUCGCCUGCCCUUCCCCAGACUGAGGAGUGCCUCAGGGAGAGGCCAAGUACCUGCCCGCCCAGAGACCAGGGGAGCCCUGAAGCCCAGCCCACCCCCGCAAAGGACACACAGAAGGGCAAGCGACCCCAAUCCGAGCAGGAGAACCCAGAGAGCCAGGCUCAGAAGAGGCUGCGCCCCUCGGCCAAGCCCUCCAUCUUAGCUGAGGUCAAGAGUGGCAUCUUGACCAGUGAUCAGGGCACCAUGAAUCCCACAGCUCAAGACCCCUGCCAGCUCUCAGCUCCUGGCAUCCCCUUGAAGGAGGCUGCAAGUGUUGUGGUCAAGUGCCUGACCCCUUUCUACAAGGAGGGCAAGUUUGCUUCCAAGGAUUUGUUUAAAGGCUUUGCCCGCCACCUCUCACAUUUGCUGGCUCAGAAGACCUUUCCUGGAAGGAGUGUGAAAGAAGAGGCCCAGAACCUCAUCAGGCUCUUCUUCCAUGGCCGGGCCCGCUGUGAGAGUGAAGAUGACUGGCAUGGCCUGUGUGGCCUCCAGAGAUGACCAACUGCUGGCUGGGCAGGGCCCGCGUCCUCCCCCAGACUCUCGCCUGAGCCUUGCCUGCAGCUGCCAGGGCCGUCGUCUUCUCAGUCCUUCCACCUGCCAACCAUACUUGGCUUUGGUGAUGGCCCCAGAGACCUCCUGAAUCCCGGUCAGAGGUCAGCCACCUUUCUUUCUGCUUGCAAAGCUGGUGGACCUUUCUCAGAGCCUCCCUGCCUCUCCUGGUCCUCAUGGCUGAGUUCUCCGGGACACAUGUCCAGGGCAGAAGGCAGGGGGUGGUGGAGCUGCUGCCAGAGGAGGGGAAGGAAGAGUGGCUCCUCCACACAUUUAAGUCAAGACAAGGCCCACCUGUCCAAGGUAUUGGGACCUACCCAGGAACCUCAGGUCCUCGCCCAUUCCCCCAUCCGUUACAGUGCCAGCUUCCAGCCAUGCCCAAGUUAGAGCUGUGGCAGGGUAGUGGCAGCCAGGCCCCGUUCCCUGCUCAGCUUCUGCUUAGGAAGGCCAGGCCUGACCAAGAAGUUUAGGAGAGGAAUGAAGUCAUUCUACUGCAUUUGCACGCACACACAAAGCCCUUUUUAUUUCCUCAGCAGUUGUUUCUCCCAGGCCUGGGUGAGCCUGGGGCCGGGAGGGCAUCUCCCUCAGACUGGGCAACCUCAGAUGCCCCAGCCGAGUUCCUGCAGUCCCCUUUGGGCCCAGGCCAUCCUGGAGAGGGUCUAUUUUCUUUCCCUGUUGGUGACAUGAUAGCAGUCCCUGCCCUCGUGGCCUGCACGUGGGCCAGCUGUGCUGUGCUGUGGCAGUUUCUGGAACAGUGAUCUGAUAGCAUCCCAGGCAGACCAUCGGGGUAAGACUUGGGCCGGGGAAGGCCUCUUCCUGGUCUCCACCCCGCCCGUGCUCCUCUCAGUUGAUGCUGGGCCACUCAGUGCAAGAGGCAUUGCUGUCCAUCAGGAAGACAGUGGUAUAUAACAGCUCCUGGGCCUGCCCAGAAAGAGGCCUGUUACAGGAGGGCUCCCCAACCCACCCCUCGUCUUUGUCCUGCCCACAGCACUUUGGAGCAGCGGGCAUCAGCCUGGGCUCCUGCUGCAUGCCAUGCCGGGGCAAGGCCCUCACAUUCACCUUCCCAAGGUGGUUGGAGGCCUGGCCACUCACCUGCGGCAGCUCAAACCAGAUGGUCUGGGGGUUGUCAGCCGAGCCAUAGUUGAGUUCCAGGCCAGGGGGCCCCUUCUCCUCCAGCGGACUUAGCAGGUGGACCCGCUGCAGGCUCUUCAGGGCAAUGCGGCAGCACAGGUUCUGGGGGCAGCAGAGAACAGAGCUGGGCUCCUCUCCUGGGAAGGGUCAUUGUGGGUGAGGCCGAGGGUCCCCAGGCUAGUGCUGGGGCUAGAGCCUUGCCCACCUGGGAACUGGGGUCCAUGAGGAUGAGAUGCUGGCGGUUGAGUCCCAGUAGGCCGGAUCCAGGCAGGGCCUGCAUGCUCACUCGCAGCACCACGUAGACAGUGUGGCCAAAGAGAGGCAGCUGGCGCACAGCCUCUGUGGGUGGGGAGGAUGCAGGCAGGAAUUCUGACUGUUGGGGCCCUGGAACUCGCAAUGCUUGGCCCCCCAGGUCAGCUGAGAGGGACAGGGCAGGUGCAGACCCGUCCUUCCUCCUCUACCUGCAUUCCUCCCCUCUUGGCCUCCAGCCCCCACCCCGGUAGUCCCCUAGCCCCAGACCCACCAAUAAAGCUGAUCUGUGCUUC